AUGCCACCGGACCACCAGGACUCGCAGCAUCCCGGCUAUGGCCAGCCUGGAUGGAUCAAUGUACCUUCGGCGUACUCAGCGAGUCCUCAGACGUCAAUGUCACCAAUGAACGACUUUCCGGCUUAUGACUACCACUCGGUAACGCCCGUACCGAUGGAGCCAGCGUACAAUAUGCCUCGAGCAUCACCAUUUGCCACCACUCAUGCGCAGAUGCCUCCGCCAUUGAUCAUGCCCCAUAAUGGGCUUUGGCCGAGCAUGCUGGCGAGCCAACCUCAAGCAAAUUACCAAACGCCCAUUAUGCCCGCUGGACCCAUACAGACUCCUUUGUCUGCUAGCACGGCGUCUGAUAUGACGCCCACCAGCGCGAAGCCUACACCUAGCCGUCGCAAGCUGACAGAUGAUGAACGGCGUCAAAUGUGUAUUGAAGCGGAGCAAAACCCCACCAUGAAGCAGACUCAGAUAGGAGUUCAAUGUGGAAAGAAGGUGCGAAGUCAUCGGCUACUGUUUCUGUACCAAAAGCGUCUGCUAACAGUUGGUAGCACUGUGUCCAAGAUCCUGAGACAGCGUGACAAGUAUAUGAAUCCCAAGCCAAAAGAAGACAGUUCGAGUCCUGAGAAAAAAUCAAAAGCCAAACUGCCCGAUUUUGAAAAGACGUUAACCAACUGGGUAAGAAACCAGCAAAAGAAAGGCUUGCCAAUUUCCGAUGAAGACUUGCGAAAGCAAGCUCGAGUUUUCUCCUUUAGCCGAGACGACCAGGCUGUAGUAUCAAGCACGGACUGGCUGGAGAAAUUCAAACGCAAGAACCACUUGCUGGCCCAUCGGGACGACAACGACUCAAAUUUGAUAACCUCAAGCACUGCUUCCAACGAACAGACACCAGUUGAUGCUUCACCUGUCUCCUCAAAUGACGGCCUCGUGUCUCCCCCGAUGUCCGCUAUUGAUGACUUGGCGACCAAUGCAAGCAUUAAGCUUGAAGGACCUGAUUUUUUCAACUAUGAAGAAAAGGACAGCUUCGAGGAAUCCCCAAUGGAUAAUGACUUCACAGAAGGCAUCGGGCAGGGAGCCUCCGGCGCCAUGCUGUCGCCACAGUCUCCCAGGUCCAGUAAAGUGGAGAACGAAAUCUUAGGCCUGGCAUCAGAAGAUAUGAUCGAGGAUCUUGUGGAAGCUUCGCACCGCCAGAGAAGUCAGACAUUUUCCCACAUGUCUCAAGGAUAUAGCAAUUCUCGACCAUCGUCGGCGGGACAUCGGGCUCCAUCACUGCCCGUCCGCUCAUUGACUUCAACCAAUGCAGAGGCCCGGUCCAUGGGUAUUGAUCCCCGCCAAAUGAUGAAGCGACACAAGAGUGUCCCGGACAUUCAUUAUCCUGAGCAGCCACGGAUUAGUUCCAUGCAGCCUCCACCUCUACCUCGAUCUUCUGCGGAUACUUCGCCUGUCAGCCAUCCAGCUUCGCCUGUUGAUGAUGAACUCAUCAGAGCAUUGCAUGAGAUCAAGUCUCUUUUAGAGCAGAAUCCAAGUGUAGCGGAGCCAGACGAUUACUUGCUGAUUGGCAAGUUGAUGCAAAAGCUCAAGCUGCUACGACCAGUACAUAUGUCAUCGCUGCCAGGCGGGAUGCACCCUAUCGACACUAUGGACAGUCCUCGCAUCUCGAAGAAGAGAACGAUCCUCGGGAUAUCGACUUGA
Messenger RNA from Exophiala aquamarina CBS 119918, 1680 nucleotides. RefSeq lists its product as uncharacterized. The record is from RefSeq and is a predicted model, not a curated record. Gene Ontology annotation, molecular function: DNA binding. Gene Ontology annotation, cellular component: nucleus. Lineage: Eukaryota; Fungi; Ascomycota; Eurotiomycetes; Chaetothyriales; Herpotrichiellaceae. The transcript has 2 exons. The coding region runs from base 1 to 1680 and encodes 559 amino acids.